Molecule: messenger RNA, 391 nt
Organism: Staurois parvus
Lineage: Eukaryota; Metazoa; Chordata; Amphibia; Anura; Ranidae
Source: the annotation of a GenBank genome assembly
CUGACAGGCAUCACUGAUGGGCACUGAAAGGAAGCACUCAUAUAUGACACUGAAAGGCGGCACUGACUGGCACUGUUACGUGGCACUGUUAGGCAGCACUGACUGGCACUGAUAGGCGGCACUGACUGGCACUGAUAGGUGACACUGAAAGGCAGCUCAGAUGGGCACUGAUAUGUGGCAUUGAAAUGUGGCACUGGCAGGCACUGAAAUGUGGCACUGGCAGGUGGCAUGGAUGGAGCACUGACAGGUGGCACUGCUGGGGCUACACUGAUCAUCAGGGCACACUGAUCAUCACUGUCAGCGUGACAGCUCAUGAGGAGAGAAAUGCUGAUAACUGGCAUUUCCCUGUUUACAUGUGAUCAGCUGUGAUUGGACACAGCUGAUCACAUGA